UCACGACGUACGACGUUCCGCUAAGGGAAAGGAAGCUGCUGCGCGGCCGGGCGGAAGCGGGCGGUGGGUGUUACAUACCCGGAUGUUAAGGCGGCUUCUCAUUGGCUGCUGGCAGCGGGGCGGGGCGGUGCCCCGGCGGUUGGGGAAGAACCCGGAAGUGCUGAGGAGAAACGGCGGCCGCCCGCGCCAGAGCCCGAGCACGGCCCAUGUGUGUCACCAUGCCCGGGCAGGGCAGCGCCAGCCUCCCGCCGGAGGAGCGCGUGCGGCGGCUGAUCCGGGCGGGCAGCAGCGUGGAGGUGAGCGAGGACAUCCCCCCGCGGCGCUACUUCCGCUCGGGCGUGGAGAUGCUGCGCAUGGCCACGGUGUACAGCGAGGAGGGCAACAUCGAGCACGCCUUCAUCCUCUACAACAAGUACAUCACGCUCUUCAUCGAGAAGCUGCCGCAGCACCGCGAUUACAAAAGCGCCGUCAUUCCCGAGAAGAGGGAGACGGUCAAAAAACUGAAGGAAGUAGCCUUUCCCCGAGCCGAAGAGCUCAAGGAGGAGCUGUUAAAGAGCAGCAGCUGGAGGAGGAGAAGACUCGGGUAGCCCUGAUGAAGCAGCAGCAGGCAGAGCAGGAGCAGUUCCAUGCCUUCGAGGAGAUGAUCCGGCGGCAGGAGCUGGAGAAGGAGCGCCUGAGGAUAGUGCAGGAGUUUGGAAAGCCAGAGCCGAGUCCCCAGUGUGUGGAUGGACCCCUCAUCCCUGGCGUGGAAAAGCCCCCAACAGAUUUAACCCCAAAGGUUCCGGCCUCUCCAGUUCAUCCAGCGAGUCCAUCAGCGGGGACUGUCCCAUCCAAACCUCCUGUUGUGGACAGAUCUUUGAAGCCCAGUGCUUUGGGGAGCACGGAGAGCAAUGCAGGUGUGGAUGUCCUUCGCCAGGUCAUUGUCCCCAGAGAGCUGUGCCAGAAAUUCCUGCAGCUGGCUGAUGCCAACACCGUGCGGGGUGUGGAGACCUGCGGGAUCCUCUGCGGGAAGCUGAUGAGGAACGAGUUCACCAUCACCCACGUCAUCGUCCCCAAGCAGCUGGGAGGCCCCGAUUCCUGCACCACGGAGAACGAGGAGGAGCUCUUCAUCAUCCAGGACCAGCACGGCCUCGUCACUCUGGGCUGGAUCCACACCCACCCCACACAGACAGCGUUCCUGUCCAGCGUGGACCUGCACACCCACUGCUCCUACCAGAUGAUGCUGCCAGAGUCCAUCGCCAUCGUGUGCUCUCCCAAAUACCAGGAGACAGGGUUCUUCAAGCUGACGGAGCACGGCCUGGAGGAGAUCUCGUCCUGCCGGCAGAAAGGGUUCCACCCCCACCCCAAAGACCCCCCUCUCUUCACAACCUGCAACCACGUGUCAAUAGUGGAGAGAGACGUGGUGCUGAUGGAUCUCCGAUAAGCCUCUUGCCUUACCCCUUCCCGGGAACCACCCACCGUCCUUUAGGCCUAGGGAAUCGAUUUUCUCCCUCCUGUAGCAGAUGAUUUCUACCGUGUAGUGAUCCCUCCCUUCCCUCCCCCGCGCUGGAGCUGGAUCCCUGCCCUCUGCAGAAGCCCCUGGAACCUCCAUGCCCGGCGUGGGGCUGGCGGAUGGGGCUGGAGCUCCAGGUGUGGGGAGGAGCCAUCUGGGAGCUCAGAGACAGAAGCCAACACUACUGCAGUCGUUCAACUCCAAUCCACGGCUCGAGCGGCCUCCUGGGGAUGUUCCCCGUGCCUUGCUGCAACCCUGAGGUGUGGAAACCUCUUCAAGUGCUUUUGGGACUUGCCCAGUUUAACCCAUGCCCUGUUUCGUCCCUGUUUCCCAGCUGCUUGGUCUCAGCACAGCUUCCAGGAGCAGAUAAAUCUUUCCUGCAGUUUAAAGUCCAA
Corvus hawaiiensis (hawaiian crow) is the source of this 1887-nucleotide messenger RNA. It is a transcript of the gene STAMBP, whose product is annotated as STAM binding protein. Gene Ontology annotation, cellular component: cleavage furrow; endosome. The record is from RefSeq and is a predicted model, not a curated record. Gene Ontology annotation, biological process: protein K63-linked deubiquitination. Lineage: Eukaryota; Metazoa; Chordata; Aves; Passeriformes; Corvidae. Gene Ontology annotation, molecular function: protein binding; metal-dependent deubiquitinase activity; K63-linked deubiquitinase activity. Bases 83 to 1423 code for a protein of 446 amino acids. The transcript is spliced from 10 exons.